Mercenaria mercenaria is the source of this 802-nucleotide messenger RNA. RefSeq lists its product as uncharacterized. The record is from RefSeq and is a predicted model, not a curated record. Lineage: Eukaryota; Metazoa; Mollusca; Bivalvia; Venerida; Veneridae. The coding region runs from base 117 to 743 and encodes 208 amino acids. Gene Ontology annotation, cellular component: AMPA glutamate receptor complex. The transcript has 2 exons. Gene Ontology annotation, biological process: negative regulation of BMP signaling pathway.
AAAAGUCUAUGAGUGUAUAUAUAGAUUUAUGUAUAUACACGUUGAACAGAUAAGAUACGAACACUGGAAUUUGUUCAUUAUUUACUUCUAUAUGUAACACAUCAGUGAAUUUUAAAAUGAUUUUAUCAAUGUAUAUGAAAUUUGCAUUAGUUUUCGCGAGCUGUUCAUGUUUUGUGCUCACAGAUAGUUAUUCGAUGGAAGACAUUGGAAUUAAGAGAUUUCUCCAUGGGUGUCCAUUUGCCUUUCCAUGUCCUCCUCCGCCAUGUGAAAAUCCUGUUUAUGGACCCCAUGACUGCUGUGGCGCUUGUCCGGAACCGGAAAUUGUUUCGUCAACGCCAAUAGUAGCAGAUAAAAAGCCAGUCAUUGCGGAUAAUUUUGAUCGGGACAGGAGGACAGCAAAAGAAAUGAGAAAAGUUUUUGAAAGUUUGGCACCUUCGAGGAUAGGUCUGCAAAAUAACGAAUGGACAACAACUACCUACCCAACAACAACCAGUUGUCCUUACCCGUGUACUCAGCAUGGUUACCACUACUGUUACCCGUUACCAUGUCAUAUACCGUGUGUGGAUGGUGUGAAAAGACCAGGGGCAUGUUGCUACGAGUGCCUCAAUGAUCCAAACUGUUCCCAUGACGACCAGAUAAUACCAGAAGGGCAGAAUGUGACUCUUCCUUCCGGAAAUGUGGCCUUCUGUUCACGAGGCGACGUAAUGGGUGGCGAUGUGAAAAUUUACAAGGUUUUGGGAUGAGCUAAACCUUUUAUAAACAUGUCAAAUUUAUUUAACACAAUAAAACAGUUUUCAGCAAG